AACUACUUUCGCUAUUAAAGUGAAAGUGCACCCAGCAUCGCGACAUGACAACACUCAAACUGACGAUCCAUCUUCCUGAUGGCACGGAUCAGACUUUGUCUCACUCAGUUGUACGAGAUUCAGGCGACUGUGUUUCCUAUGAAAAUCUUUGUACUUCAUUCAGUAGCCUUCAGGAACAGUCAAACAAGUAUCUAUCUGUUCUAGUUGAGGAAGAGAAGAAACGUAAACCAGCGCUUGGGCAAAGCAAGGGCAAAGCUUCAACUUCAAGUUCUGAAAACGGGAAGGGCUCUGAAGAGAAUGUUGAUGGCACAGAUGAUGACGAAGAUGAUGGUAGCGAUGAUGACGAGGAGGAUGGCAAUGGGGACUGUUCUGAUAAACCACCUCCACAGAAAAAGAAAAAACAAGCUUGAUGUCAUCAUUCUCAUUACCAUUCUCGAAAAAUUCUGAUCACCAUUUAAAUUUAAAUCUAUCAUGCUCCUGUCCAGUCAUUUUUUUACUUACAUGUGUAUACGUUAUAAUGUAUGAGAACAUACAGUAUAACAAGGAUAGCUCGAAUUCAUCAGGACUGGCCUUGGUACAUGUAGUUUGAGGGAAAUCUUACAAAGAUAAAGAAGGGGAAAAAAUGGGGCCGCAGACACAGCUAGACGGAUGCAUGAUUUCGAGUCUUCUGUGUUCGACCUAUGCGUGUUAUACACAUAUGUAUGAAUGUAUUCAUGUGUGCAUGUUUGUGGAUGGGGAAGAGUGUGUACAUGAGGAUCUCCAAUAUCUCACAAUCUUCACCCUUGUGUGUGCCGUUUCUUGAUUGUAUCUUAUAGUUUUUCUUUCCAUUCAGAUACAUUGUCAUUUCCAUAAAAUUACCUUUCUCAUGUUGUUAAUAUAAUAAUGUUCUCCAAACUCCUUGUUUUAUAUAAUAAAUGUACCACUCACAUAUAGUAUAAAAUGUGUGAGUUGUUAUAUAUUGUUAAGAUCUUUUACUGUCUGCAUCUCCUUUGAAGUUUUAUGCAACUGCUUCCUAAUGAUGAUAUAGAAUAAUAGUAAUAGAUCAGUCUACUUCACC
Messenger RNA from Aplysia californica (California sea hare), 1057 nucleotides. Its product is annotated as PH domain-containing protein YHR131C. Bases 45 to 410 code for a protein of 121 amino acids. NCBI's taxonomy places the organism in Eukaryota, Metazoa, Mollusca, Gastropoda, Aplysiida, Aplysiidae. The record is from RefSeq and is a predicted model, not a curated record. The transcript is spliced from 2 exons.